Cicer arietinum (chickpea) is the source of this 3337-nucleotide messenger RNA. Its product is annotated as protein NRT1/ PTR FAMILY 5.2-like. The record is from RefSeq and is a predicted model, not a curated record. Gene Ontology annotation, cellular component: membrane. Gene Ontology annotation, biological process: transmembrane transport; dipeptide transport. Gene Ontology annotation, molecular function: tripeptide transmembrane transporter activity; dipeptide transmembrane transporter activity. NCBI's taxonomy places the organism in Eukaryota, Viridiplantae, Streptophyta, Magnoliopsida, Fabales, Fabaceae.
UGGAUGAAAGAAUAUAAGAAAGGAUUCACAAAUACGCUAUGAUAAGAUGAGUAACUCAAUAAAACUGGAUAAUAGUUUUAUCUUAUCAUUUUAAUCACUCUUUCACAAAUAUUAUCACCUAGGGUGGACAGUUACACCAAAUCAGAAAUGAAACUCAAAUGAUUCGGUCAGACUCACAUGAAUUUCACGUGUGGAUAAGAAAAGUAUAUGGGAAAACUUUGUUGCCAGCUUGUCAAAAAAGUUAAUUGGAAAUCCAUUAUCAAAGUUUACUCCUGAGUGGAGAAAAAACUCUAAUUUGAAUAAAAUAAUUUCAUACUCAUUUUUUUCUCUCUCAUCUAGUUUUUUUCUUAACCCUCUGAUUCCUAACUCACAAGGAAAAGGGUCUCUGGUAAUUUGGAAUCCAGUUAAGAGGUAUGUAAGGUCUAGUCAAGCAUGGUUCCAAUCAGAUUCAAACUUCUUUCAAACGAUUCAUCGGUUCAUUAACCAUUUGACUCAAGUUUUAGUAAAAUGAGUUCACUUAAUUAAUUAUUUUAUUUGACCUAUUUAUAUUGGUCUCACUAUUCGAUAUAAUUAAUCAAAUGAUGAACAGUUUUACUUUCCUUUUAAUCUACUUUUUCUCUUAAAUUUUCUUUCCACAGUAAAUAGUUACAAGCAUAUUCCGUACAUGUUAGUCUGCCGGCUACAAGUGAUUGUAUGAUAUGAUGCUGACAUAUUAUUCUAAUUAUCUAUUGGUAAAAAUUAUAGAUAGGAACGGUAAACUGGCAUAUAUCUUUGUUUGAGGCCACGUGUACACAUGGAUAGUCGUAUGUAUAUUUUUAGUUUAAAAAAAUAUUAUUUCGGCAAUUACAACUCUCAUAUUUUAGUUACAGAGUCAAGUAUAAAAAUAAAGAGCGACAAGAACAAUGAACACGAGACAGAGAUAGAAACACGAGAGGAGGGCUAUAGCAUUAAGGAUGACCAGCUACUUGAAAGGGAAUGAAGCAUAUAAAUAAAAAUACAUUCAAGGAAAUAGAAGUUAUAUAUUCAGGGAAAUGCCUCAAAGCUAUUUUUACCAACUUAAUUUUGUUUUCUCUCUUAGUAAGCACAUGACUUUUUGUGUCAUGUUAAUUCUUAAAUCAGCUUCAAAAAAAUCUAAUAACAACUUGGUGGGUAAGUUAAAGGUAAGACACCAAAUGAAUUAGCAAGAAAGAAAGAGAAAAAUGAGUUAUUCCCAAGAACUAUAAAACAAAAAAUCCGGCGGAUUCCUUUUUUGUUUUUGGUCUUAACUUAAGAUUUAUUUGUCUCUCUUUCAAAAAAAAAUAUUUAUUUGUUUGUUAGCUCAUGUAAAAUGGACAAUUUACAACUUAAGGUACUGAAAGCUAAGUUUCUAAAAUCAAAUUCCCUGUCCUUAAAUAUUUCAAAAGUUCACGUUAAAAGCUAUCGACCUUAUAUGAUCCCCACACAAGAGACCAAAUAGUUAUUCUUGCCCAGCAUCAUGAUGGCAAUGGUGGAAGAAAAAGGCUCAGCAAAUGGGAAAGAAGAUUACACUGAAGAUGGGACCGUAGACCUAAAAGGUAGACCAAUUUUAAGAUCGAAGACUGGAAGAUGGAAAGCUUGCUCCUUCAUAGUAGGGUACGAAGUGUUUGAGAGGAUGGCUUUCUAUGGAAUAGCAUCAAACUUAGUGGUGUAUCUAACAAAUGAGCUCCAUGAGGGUACUGUGGAAUCUUCAAACAACAUUAGCAACUUGGGGGGAGCAGUGUGGAUGAUGCCACUUGCAGGAGCUUACAUAGCUGAUGCUUAUCUUGGCAGAUAUUGGACCUUUGUAAUUGCAUCAUGCAUUUAUCUCAUGGGAAUGUGUUUGUUGACUCUAGCCGUUUCGCUGCCAUCUUUGAGGCCACCACAAUGUGCACAAGGUGUCGCAGACCAUAAUUGCCCAAGAGCAUCACCAUUGCAAAAGGGUGUUUUCUUCCUUGCCUUGUAUAUCAUUGCGGUAGGCACAGGGGGAACCAAGCCCAAUAUUUCUACAAUGGGAGCAGACCAAUUUGAUGAGUUUGAGCCCAAAGAGAGGUCUUAUAAGCUUUCUUUCUUCAAUUGGUGGUUUUUUAGUAUUUUCCUUGGUACUCUUUUCUCCAACACUUUCUUAAUUUACAUACAAGACAAUGUGGGUUGGGCGGUUGGAUACGGCCUUCCAACUGUUGGGCUCGGAAUUUCAAUAUUAGUGUUUCUGUUAGGAACUCCGAUAUAUAGGCACAAAUUGCCCUCAGGAAGCCCCAUAACUAGGAUGCUCCAAGUCUUUGUGGUGGCUAUUAGAAAUUUGAAGACAUGUGUUCCAGAAGAUCCAAAAGAGCUACAUGAGUUGAAUAUUGAGGACUAUGCAUGUAAUGGGAGAAACAGAAUUGAUCACACCUCUUCCUUGAGUUUCCUUGAUAAGGCGGCUGUAAAGACUGGCCAAAAGUCAACAUGGACGCUUUGUACAGUGACCCAAGUUGAGGAAACCAAACAAAUGACAAAAAUGAUUCCUAUUUUGAUUACAACAAUUAUGCCAAGCACAUUGAUAGUCCAAGCAACCACACUCUUCAUUAAACAAGGCAUCACAUUAGACAAGAGAAUGGGACCGCAUUUUGAUAUCCCUCCAGCAUGUCUCACAGCAUUUAUAACUAUUUUCAUGUUGAUAAGCAUCAUAGUCUAUGACCGUGUUUUUGUGCCAUUGAUUCGACGAUACACAAAAAACCCUAGAGGGAUCACAAUGCUACAAAGACUAGGAAUUGGCCUUGUGCUACACGUCAUUAUAAUGGUCACUGCAUGCUUGGCUGAGAGGAAGCGACUUCAUGUUGCAAGGGAAAACCGUCUUUUUGGCCAGCAUGAUACACUUCCUAUUACUAUUUUCAUUCUCCUCCCUCAAUUUGCCUUGGCAGGGGUUGCUGAUAACUUCGUCGAAAUUGCCAAGAUGGAGUUAUUCUACGAUCAAGCACCUGAAGGCAUGAAAAGUCUCGGAACAGCAUAUUUCACAACCAGCUUGGGUUUAGGAAGCUUUCUCAGUACUUUCCUUUUGUCAACGAUUGCUAAUAUCACUCGGAGACAUGGUCGCGAGGGAUGGAUUUCUGAUAACCUAAACACUUCCCAUUUAGAUUAUUAUUAUGUAUUCAUGGCAGUACUGAGCUUACUCAACUUCCUUUUCUUUUUGGUUGUUGCCAAGUUCUUUGUAUAUAAUGUUGAUGUAACACAAAACAAAUAUGGCUUCGAAAUGAACCUUGCAUCAUCUCAGGAAAAUGCUAGAAUAAGGCAAAGCACUCCAACACCAGAUGCCAAGUCAUAGGGAUUCAGAAAAUAAAGAGUUUUAAAUUUGUCUUGUUGUGAA